Messenger RNA from Cryptomeria japonica (Japanese cedar), 753 nucleotides. RefSeq names its product probable glutathione S-transferase parC. The transcript has 2 exons. Gene Ontology annotation, molecular function: glutathione transferase activity. The record is from RefSeq and is a predicted model, not a curated record. The coding region runs from base 52 to 753 and encodes 233 amino acids. Gene Ontology annotation, cellular component: cytoplasm. Lineage: Eukaryota; Viridiplantae; Streptophyta; Pinopsida; Cupressales; Cupressaceae. Gene Ontology annotation, biological process: glutathione metabolic process.
GUAUUAGAAGCAUAACUGGGAGUGGGUAAACAAACAAGAUUUGUGUGAAACAUGGCAUCAGAAGAUCAAGUGAAACUCUUGCUCAUAAGACCAAGUCCCUUUGCAAUGAGCUGCGCCCUUGCUUUGAAUCACAAGGGGGUGAAAUUCGAGGUUGUGGAGGAGAAUUUGUGCAGUAAAAGCGAGCUGCUCCUCCAAACAAAUCCUGUAUACAAGCAGGUCCCUGUUCUUCUCCACAACGGAAGGUCAAUUUCUCAGUCUCUGGUCAUACUCGAAUACAUUCAGGAAGCCUGGCCAGAUCCUUCUCUGCUCCCACAAACGCCCUACGAAAGGGCUCUUGCCCGAUUCUGGGCCAAUUACAUUAACAAAAAGUUCUUAGAAACUGGGCUGAAAUUGAUGAAGAGAUUCGGGGAAGAGCAUGAAACCGCGCGGAAAGACAUUGUGCAGCAGUUUGAGACUCUUGAAAAGGGUAUGAUCGGCGAGGGCCCCUUUUUCAUGGGCGGCAGGAUGAGCUUGGUGGAUGUUGCUCUGGUGCGCCUGGUUCCAUGGAUGGCCUCUUUUGAGGCUCUCGGAGACUUGAAAUUCCCCGAUGCGCAGCAGUGCGGCCGUAUGCACCGCUGGCUAGCUGCCAUGCGGGAAAAUCCAAAUGUUAUAGCUUUUGUUCCUGACUCUGACUGGCUACUGAAUAGCACCAUCAAUGUACGACAAUAUAUCUCAGAGCAUCAUCUAGGAGGAUUGUUUGAGGGAGGAGUGUAG